Messenger RNA from Panonychus citri (citrus red mite), 1941 nucleotides. It is a transcript of the gene muc, whose product is annotated as dihydrolipoyllysine-residue acetyltransferase component of pyruvate dehydrogenase complex, mitochondrial-like. The record is from RefSeq and is a predicted model, not a curated record. The transcript is spliced from 5 exons. NCBI's taxonomy places the organism in Eukaryota, Metazoa, Arthropoda, Arachnida, Trombidiformes, Tetranychidae. Gene Ontology annotation, cellular component: pyruvate dehydrogenase complex. Gene Ontology annotation, biological process: pyruvate decarboxylation to acetyl-CoA. Gene Ontology annotation, molecular function: dihydrolipoyllysine-residue acetyltransferase activity. The coding region runs from base 112 to 1614 and encodes 500 amino acids.
AAAGUCAUCACAAUGAUUUGACUUUGAUAUUGAAGCUACGUUUUGAUUGUCUUUGUUUUUUGGAUAUUUAAUUUAAUCAAUUGUUUUCUUUUUUAUUGUUUAUAGCAAAUUAUGUUUCGAACCCUUAUCAUUUCGAGAGCUAAUCCGCUCAAUGUCAAUAAACUAGCGAACAUCAUUAAAAAAGAUUUGGAAUCUGUGGGCAAGUUCAAGGUAACCUCUCGAAAUACUCGAUUAUAUUCAUCAUCAUCAACACUCUCAUCAUGUAUCAGACUAGAGAAGAGUCGAUGUGCUCAUUAUGGUUUACUUUCUGGUAAACCUUUGCAAUAUAAUGUUAGGUGUUUUUCCUCUGGCGAUUUACCAGAAUACACACCGGUUCCAUUACCUGCAUUAUCACCAACCAUGGAAAUGGGAACCAUAAUUUCAUGGGAAAAGAAGGAAGGUGACAAACUUAAUGAAGGUGAUUUGUUGGCUGAGAUUGAAACAGAUAAAGCUACAAUGGGCUUCGAGACACCAGAAGAAGGUUAUUUAGCUAGAAUAUUGGUCUCUGCUGGAACUAAGGAUAUUCCAAUUGGACAACUUCUGUGUAUCAUAGUUUCUAACCAAGAGGAUAUUGCUGCGUUCAAAGAUUUUGUCCCUUCAGAAUCUUCCGCUAAACCAGCCGCAGAUUCUGCACCAGCAUCGCCUUCUCAACAAGCUCCAGCUUCAGCUCCUCAAAGCGCUCCCCAACAGGUCGCAUUCUCUGGUGGAGCUCCUGCCGGGGGCAGAAUCUUUGCUAGUCCUUUCGCUAAAGCUUUAGCCUCUUCUAAAGGGAUCGAUCUUUCAUUCGUUGGUCAAGGGUCGGGACCUGGUGGUCGAAUCAUUGCCCAAGAUGUUGCAUCAGCUUCUCCAGUAGCAGCCACUGUCGCAGCUCCAGUCGCUGGAGGCUCUUUUGUAGACAUACCUCUCACUGGAAUGCGUCAAACUAUCGCCAAGAGAUUAUUGCAAUCAAAACAAUCUAUUCCUCAUUAUUACUUAAGUGUUGACAUUGAAAUGGAUCAACUUCUUGCCCUGAGGAAAAGGGUAAAUGAAAUGCUCAGCAAGGAAAAUUUCAAAGUCUCCGUAAACGAUUUCGUGAUUAAAGCUUCUGCUCUCGCAUGUAAAAAAGUACCAGAAACGAAUUCAUCUUGGCAAGAAUCAUUCAUACGACAAUAUUCAAACGUUGAUGUUUCUGUGGCAGUUAGUACGGAAAGAGGUCUAAUCACACCGAUCAUUUUCAACGCUGAAACCAAAGGAGUCAAGGAAAUCAGCGAGCAAACUAAAGCUUUAGCUGCCAAAGCUCGAGAUGGCAAAUUGGAACCUCAAGAAUUCCAAGGAGGCACUUUUACCAUUUCAAACUUAGGGAUGUUCGGAGUUAAACACUUUUGUGCCAUAAUCAGUCCACCUCAGUCCUGUAUUCUUGCCGUUGGCGCAGCUGAAAAGAAAGUUGUACCUGAUGAAAACGGAGGCUUCAAGGUAGCAAAUGUGAUGAAUGUCACCCUUAGUUGUGAUCACAGAGUCGUUGACGGGGCAGUGGGAGCUCAGUGGUUACAGAAUUUUAAACGAUUUUUAGAAGAUCCUGUUACAAUGAUUAUCUAAGUUGAUUAGCAUGAGCAUAAUGGUCACUUCUCAUGAAAUUAAUUAACCUUCCCUUUCUGGCCUCAUAAUUUUCCCUCUUCUGAUCUUUACUUGAUCUUCUAAUCCCUGAAAAUUGAAAGACUUUUGUCCCAAAAUCAAAUUUUAAACCCUAUCGAAUAGGUUUAUUAGUCCGUUUGUAAUUUAUUUUAAAAAUUAUUUCCUGUUGAUGUUAAAACUAUGUUGUUAAUCUGUCGGCAUUCAUUUGUUCAAUUGAUAAUUUUAAAUCUACCAGAUCCAAUUAUCUUAUACGAGUCAAAUUAAUUAACAAAAAAAAUCAGGUUAAUUGAA